Danaus chrysippus (African queen) is the source of this 801-nucleotide messenger RNA. Lineage: Eukaryota; Metazoa; Arthropoda; Insecta; Lepidoptera; Nymphalidae. The record is from the annotation of a GenBank genome assembly.
AUGAUUAUUCAAAGACUUAUUGGAAGCGCUCUGGUGUUACGUAUAGCAAAUUUGUUGGGUACGGGCGUUAUGGCUUGUAAUAAUGCUACCAAAUGUGGCAAUAUUAAUUAUUUGUCCCAAGAAAAUGCUGCGGCACUUGACCAGGAUUUAUUUACGGAAUAUAAAUUUAGUGUUGAUCAAUUGAUGGAACUUGCUGGGUUGAGUGUAGCUACUGCUGUCGCGAAAGUAUAUCCAUCAUCAACGUAUAAAUCAGCUCUUGUUGUAUGUGGUCCUGGGAACAAUGGUGGUGAUGGCUUAGUGGCAGCACGACACAUGACUUUAUUUGGAUACAAAGUAGCUAUAUACUACCCUAAGCGCACACCAAAGCCCUUGUAUGAAAAUCUUCUGUUACAAUGUGAAAAGUUUGGUGUAACUGUCUUGCAAUCAUUACCACCUACGGAUGAAGUGAAGAAUGAAUACAAAGUGCUUGUUGAUGCACUAUUUGGUUUUAGUUUUAAGCCUCCAGUUAGAGAAACAUUGAAACCAGCUCUUGAUGUUUUGAUUGACUCAGGGUUGCCAGUUUGCAGUGUGGACAUCCCCAGCGGUUGGGAUGUUGAAAAAGGACCACAGUCUGAAAAUUCUCUUCAGCCGAACCUUCUGAUCUCAUUAUCAGCUCCAAAACUCUGUGCUAAACCUGAAAUAUUAAGUAAACUUAAUUGCAAACAUUAUUUGGGUGGUCGGUUCUUGCCUCCCGGUAUCAUAGAGAAAUACAAUUUAACAUUACCACCAUAUCCGGGCCAAGAUCAAGUUGUUGAAAUAUAA